Molecule: messenger RNA, 1774 nt
Organism: Monopterus albus (swamp eel)
Lineage: Eukaryota; Metazoa; Chordata; Actinopteri; Synbranchiformes; Synbranchidae
Gene: itprip
Product: inositol 1,4,5-trisphosphate receptor interacting protein
Exons: 2
Coding region: 153-1754 (533 amino acids)
Cellular component (GO): membrane
Source: RefSeq, a predicted model, not a curated record
GAAUAAAGUGUUUGCAGCCACGUUUCCGUGACCACUGGGGUCACUGUUUUGUUUCUAGGACAACUGAGGAGGUGCCCGCUGGAUCUGAGCUGCAGCUGCCCAGACAUCUGCAGACGACGUAUUUAAAUGUGUACGCUAGAAACCAGCUGAAGAUGCAGGCGACCAUUGCCAGAAUGUGUGUGGUGGUGGCUGCUGUCAUAUUAAACCAUCCCGUGCUGUUCCCCCAAGAGAACACCACACUUCCAGACCAGGACGAGGAGCUGAUUGCUCGCAUGCGGGAGCAUGAGGAGAGGCUGCAAGUGGAGCAGGUCAAGCUGGAGAGAGAGCUUUCACAGCUGGACUCAAAGCAGGAAGAGACCAGCUCUGAGGAAGGUUAUAGUUGGUACUUCUGGAGCACCGUCUCUUUCAUCGUAUUUGUAUUUAUUGAGAUGGGCAGGGUGGAUCUUGUUGACAGCGAAAACCGGCCAGCUGAGGAUGAGGACAUCUUUUCAGAGAGUGGAUCCAUUUCUCCCAGGACAAUGGUACUAAAUAAGGAUGUCCUGAGCAACUUUUGUGACAAAUGCACCUACACUUCAGCCCGUGAAAACUGGAGGGUUAGGGAGUUUGUCGAGGGUUUUGCUGAUGACUUGUUGGAAUCACUCAGAAGCGUAUGUGACAGGGACACAGACAUGGAAGUCGGGGAUUUUGUUGGCGUCGGAAGCAUGUUUGAGUCUUGGAAGGUUUGCAAGCCUCUGAUAUGCGACCUUAUGGUUCCUUUCUCACCUCCAGAUCCAUACUCCUUCAAGUUCCACCUGUGGUGCAGCCCCUCCAGGGACAUGCCUCCCCACAUGCAGGGCUGUGGCAAGAUAAAGGUGACCAAGUUGGGAGAAAAUGAGGAGGGCUGUCUCUGUGGCUCUGCUAACCUGGGUGAGGACAUGCUCUGUCUGUUGCAUAGCAGAAAUGGUGACACGCUCAGAGCGGACCACAGUCCCGAGGAACUGCUGUGCUCCAGGAACACACCUUUCUUGGCUAAAGAUCAAGUUAUGAAGUGGUUUCAGAUCUCUGUAACCAAAGCAUGGGGACGCAUCUCUCACAAAUAUGACUUCGAGGUCACUUUUCGCAACCUCGAUGCAGCUGGCGCUUUGAAGAUUCGAUUUCGUUCAGGGAAAAUCAUUGUAAUGAACAUCAUACCGGUGGUUCAGCUGGAGGAUACAGAUGCUUAUUUUGUUUCCCACUUUCCAUCAGAUUGUGACAGCUCUCCAGACACAUACUGGCCCCUCUCAUUUGCUGUGUAUGAGAGGAAUUUGCUGAAACACUUUGCUAAACGCCUGCCACAGAAUUCCUGUCAUUUACACUGCCUUCAGAUUGUUACUUUCCUACACAGAAAGCAGACAGGGCUCACAGGAAAAAGUGCCCUUACUAACUACCACUUAAAGACUGCUCUGCUGCACCUGUUGCUGAGUAAAAGGCCUUCUGCGUGGGGCAUGGAGAGUAUGGAGCACAGGCUUCGGGAUGUAUUUGGCUUCUUGCAGAGGACCCUUCAGGAGAAGAGACUUCAUCACGUUCUAGUUGGAAACCCUAAAGUCCCUCGAGAAGUGCUGCUCCCUGAGAUAAUUCGCAAAGCAGAGCCCAUCAAUCUGUUCAGGCCUCUGGUGUUGCAGACAGACCUUUAUGCAGCAACAGUAAAGCAUUGCCAGGAAAUGUUGAGAAAUGCAUCUGUGCUCAUACAAGAGUACACACCUCACUUAUCAAAUGGCGGCCUACACCACAGCUAGAUGAAAGCUUGUGAGCACCA